AUGGGCUCCGUCGUCAUCCCCCACCUCGCCUCGGGCUGGCACGUCGACCAGGCCAUCCUCAGCGAGGAGGAGCGCCUCGUCGUCAUCCGCUUCGGCCGCGACUGGGACCCCGACUGCAUGCGCCAGGACGAGGUGCUCUACAAGAUUGCCGACAAGGUCAAGAGCUUCGCCGUCGUCUACGUCUGCGACAUUGACCAGGUCCCCGACUUUAACAGCAUGUACGAGCUGUACGACCCCUGCACCAUCAUGUUCUUCUUCCGCAACAAGCACAUCAUGUGCGACUUCGGUACCGGCAACAACAACAAGCUCAACUGGGUCCUCGAGGACAAGCAGGAGCUCAUAGACAUCAUUGAGACCAUCUACCGCGGCGCCAAAAAGGGUCGCGGUCUCGUCGUCAGUCCCAAGGAUUACUCCACGCGACACCGAUACUAG
Molecule: messenger RNA, 432 nt
Organism: Purpureocillium takamizusanense
Lineage: Eukaryota; Fungi; Ascomycota; Sordariomycetes; Hypocreales; Ophiocordycipitaceae
Gene: TXNL4A
Product: Thioredoxin-like 4A
Exons: 3
Coding region: 1-432 (143 amino acids)
Biological process (GO): mRNA splicing, via spliceosome
Cellular component (GO): U5 snRNP; U4/U6 x U5 tri-snRNP complex; spliceosomal complex
Source: RefSeq, a predicted model, not a curated record